Messenger RNA from Didymodactylos carnosus, 342 nucleotides. Lineage: Eukaryota; Metazoa; Rotifera; Eurotatoria; Philodinida; Philodinidae. The record is from the annotation of a GenBank genome assembly.
AUGCAUUCCAUAUUUUGGAGACGAACUCUCAUCACUCCACAACUAUUUCCAAUUUCAGUUAAACCCAUCCCCGUUUCAAACGAUUCUUAUACACGUUCAUUAGAUAACAAUUCUAUAAUAACUAAACUAUCGUCAGAAAAUGUUCAAACUAAAUCUAUUAGUGAAACUAUACAAUUCAAAUUUGCUGAUAAAGCACCUCCACCACGUGAUCUUCGAUCAACUGGUACUAAAUAUGAGCGAAUGUCAGCACCUAUUUUGUCGUUUGAUGAUGAAGGCGAUAUACCAGUUCCAAAAUUACAAAAAGGUGUGAUUAUUGGCAAAAGAAAUAUUAAAUCAUAUUGA